AUUUAAGUUUUCCUUUCUUAUAUGGUAAAACAAGGUUUGGUGAUUGUAUCGAUGAUGAAUGGUUCAUCGUUUUUUUGUUGAAACAUAUAUCGAUGAAAUUUCAAGAUGUUGUUGUGAGCGUCUCCGAUAAUGAUGGUGAAUUUUUGUUAAUCGAAGCUGCUAUACAACUACCCUCAUGGUUGAAUCCAAGUAAUAGCGAAAAUAGGGUUUUUAUAUAUCAAGAUCAAUUACAUAUAAUCCCUUUGCCAAAAACAUCUACCGAAAUUGCUCAUAUUCCAACUGGAAAAUUAUCUGUUGAAAAAGCGAUUCAGUUGGUACGCAAUGACGCUGUUGAUACUAAAGCUGAUAAUAAGGUGCAACAAGCCGUAUUUUCAAAGACUUUAGGGUAUCCAGAAAAGAUUAAUCAAAAUUUUCAUUAUGCGCGAUGUAAUAUUCCGAGAGCCAUAGCUCAUGUCUUGUAUCAUGAUCCUCAACUUGUUGCUCCGGCUGUUGAAGCAUUUUAUACACGAGAUCCUAUUGCAUUAAAAUCAUGUCGAAAAAUGCAAAAAUUUCCUCCAUAUACAUCAAUUACUGUCAGCGUAAAAUUUACAAAAACUUUAUAUGCUCAAAUUGUAAGUCAACAAUUUAACGCUCCACAACCCUUUAUAAUGCCAAUAAGUACUUCUAAAAAGUAUCCUGCUGCCGAGCUAGGAAUGAAAUUGGCAUGCGGAUUUGAAAUUCUUUGUAACGAUAAAUAUUACACGAAUUUAUCAUCUAAACCUAAUAAAUUGAAUAUUGAGACCUAUCCAUUUGAUUCUGAUCCUUCAUGGAAAACAUUUCAUUCUAAUUUGGUCGAGCAGAAUUAUUAUCACGAUGAAUUACCAGAUUCUAUUUUAUAUAAACAGCUGGAAAAAAUUGCCAAAGAGCAAUUUUUAAAAUAUCAAAAUGAUUCAGAAAAUUCAUCUCCAUUAGAACAAAUAGAUGAAAUAUUGAACUUGCCUAUUGUUCCUGAUGAAGCGUUGAUGUCAGAUACUAAACAAGAUGAUGAUUCUUGGCUCAAUGUUGAUCCAAAACAAUUGGAUGAGUUGCUUAAUGCAACUAAUAAAGGAUUCGAAGAGAUUCAAAGCGAAUCCGAUGAUGAACUAAAUCCUAUUGAUUUGACCAACAUGAUUGAUACGUUUGAAAAGUUUCUUGAUUUUGAAGGCGCAAGUAUUGAAGAUGUAAAAGUUGAUCCAACUGAAUUUUUAAGAAUAAUGAGACAAACUUUGGGCAUUUCUGAGCAAGAAUAUAGGGAAUUAGCAAAUGAGAAAAUAAGGCAGGAAUCUGAUAAGUUUACAACGGAGUUUGUGGAUCAAUCAGGGUCAACAUCCUCUCAACAAUUCCCUGAAUCAUUACCUGAAAAAAUAAUAGAAUUAAAUAACAAUCUUGAUAUGGUUGCAUACAUGCAGGCAUUAGAUGCUGAACUAUCAUCAUCAAAAAUUUCUGGAUCAUUUAUAAAAACACCUCAAGAGAUCUUGAAUCAAUCAUCAUCAGAAGAUAAAAUAAACAAUUAUGAAUAUGAUGAUGAUGAAUUAAAUGAACCAGUUAAUAUUGAUUUAAAUCUUGCUAAAAACUUUUUGGAAAGCUUUAAAUCACAGGAAGGACUACCUGGACCACUCGACGAAAGUCUAGCUUUGUCGUUAGUGCCCACCCACCCGCCAUCAGGCAAAGGAGGGGGUGUUUGGUGGUUAUGG
This is a messenger RNA of Dentiscutata heterogama, 1712 nucleotides long. Lineage: Eukaryota; Fungi; Glomeromycota; Glomeromycetes; Diversisporales; Gigasporaceae. The record is from the annotation of a GenBank genome assembly.